AUGGAAACCCUGGCCCCAGUUUGGGCCCAUGACCCCUGUGACCUCAGUGACCUCAGCGACCUCAGAGAGAAGAAGCAGGCACCAGCGACCGAGUGGGAGUCUCACUGUGUCUUCAGCUGCUCGCCCCCUGCUGGACGGAUGUGGACGGAGCAGCUGUCGCCUCACAUCCAGAGAAACCAACAGCUGCGGGACGUCCUGCUGCAGAGGGAGGAGGAGCUGCUGCGACUGCAGGAGGAGAACAACAAGCUCAGAGAGUUCCUCUGCUCCUCGUUCGUCAGGAAGCUGGAGGAGAAAGCUAAAAAGCUCAGAGCUGAUGGGAGGAGGAACCUCAAGAGAAACCUGAUGUACGUCCACGAUGAAGAAUGGUUCCAGGCCCGUGGACAUCAGGUCAGCAAGAGAGUCUGCAGGAACCUCACUGAGGAGCUCAGCUCAGUGUCCUCCCAAACCUCUGACGUCUUCUCAGAGCCAAAUCUGGACCUGUGGGUUCUAAGAACCCUGGGACUGAAGGACAGAGACACCAUCGAUACAUCCAACGAAUCCUUGUCCUCACCUGGACACAGCCUCAGAAGUUCAGUUUUCGAUGCCACGUCUUCCUCGUCCUCUGGAUACUCUCUGAACUCUCUGAGCCCUUCAGCUGCCCACAGCCAGAGCUCCAGCCUUCUCACUGACUUCAGGUACCAUGCUGCCAGAAGCCAAGGAGCAAACUGUGGAUAUCCUGCUGAGUCAUCUCAGAACUGCACAGCUUCUCCAGGUCAGCGCUCUGACUCCACUGCAGCUGUGACCCGGAGCCACGAGACACCAGCCAGCUUCCAGUCCCAGCUUAUAACACAGAACUUCACCGAGUCCCCAGACCGAGCAGAGACCUGCUCCAUCACUGCCUCCAGUCGAGCUCCGUCUCUAGAGGGACACCCAGCCGACCGUCCAGCAUACUGGUCUUCACUGGAAGACAGCCAGACACCAUCAGAGGGCACAAACCAGCUCAGUCCACCAGUAAAAGUAAUAAUUUUUUCACCUGUUUCAUCUUCGAGUCCAGUCCAGAACCGACCCUGUCCUCCAGCUCCAGGCUGCAGCCCAACAAGUCCGCCAGUGGGCUGUCCGCCUGCCACCGCGCCACAGACGCCGCGCAGCCGGACCGAUUUGGCCUUCACGAUGUCUCUCAGUCCAUCCAGCAGCGUCAAGACCCACAGCUUCCCUCAGGGACAGGCCUUCGUCUCAAAGGACACAGACGGAACGUGGAACUUCACCUGGCUGCCCAGACAGGGACCCUAGGAAGCUGGGUCAUUCUCCACCAAAGAGACUCUGAAGAAACUCCACGUCCCCUCUCGUUGGUCCCUGAACAAACGUCCGGGGACAAACUGUUCAGAUUUCAGUUUCUUGAACUUGUUGCUGACUUCCCACUUCUGUCCGGAUCUGGAGGUUCUGACUAUACCCAACAAACUGAGAAGCAAAUAAAGACUUUAAAAAGAACACUUCAGUCCCAUCAGCUGCUUCUGAUGGAGCUUCUGAUUCUCUGCCUUCUGCUUGUGAAACUGAAUGGAUCUCAUUCAGAGUUAAAAAAAGUUGUGGUGCAUUCAGUAAGAAAAGUGUUUGUUAAACUGUGGAACAAGAAUAACCAGCUUGUUUUAGGAUUACAGUCACACUGUGGGGAUUACGAUCAGUUUACGUUUUAGAUAAGAAGCUAAUUCACAGCAUGUGUGGUCGCUAAGGAGGGCCGCCUACUGGCCAGAGGCUGUAACAGCAGAGGGAAAGAGUUUACUAAUCAGAUUGAAAGAAAUAACUUUGUAAGAGUAGGCCUAUUACUUUUUCAAUUAAAUACUUUUUAUAAUUUGAUGCACAAAUGUAGAAAACAUAAGAAGUGACCAGAAAGGGUUUCAGGGGAUUAAAUAGAUCUGAAAAACAAAUCUGAUUUCUUUAAUUUUCCUGAAGUGAAAUUUACUGUUUAUAUCUAGAAAAGAAAAUGUCUCCAGCUGCUAAAAUAAAUAUAAAGAUCAUUGAUUCUAAUGCAGCACUGCUUUUAAGAUGUUAUUAUAAAAACUCUGGACUCCCAGUGACCCCUGGUUAAAAUGAACACAGCUGCCUUUAAGUUUGUUUACAUGUUAUUUAAUCUGUGAAACUGCAACUCCAGACCAGUUG
Messenger RNA from Pleuronectes platessa (European plaice), 2133 nucleotides. RefSeq names its product geminin coiled-coil domain containing (gene gmnc). Lineage: Eukaryota; Metazoa; Chordata; Actinopteri; Pleuronectiformes; Pleuronectidae. The coding region runs from base 1 to 1269 and encodes 422 amino acids. Gene Ontology annotation, cellular component: nucleus. The record is from RefSeq and is a predicted model, not a curated record. The transcript has 4 exons. Gene Ontology annotation, biological process: negative regulation of cell cycle; negative regulation of DNA replication.